Messenger RNA from Fragaria vesca subsp. vesca, 2860 nucleotides. RefSeq names its product phospholipase D alpha 1-like. Gene Ontology annotation, biological process: phosphatidylcholine metabolic process; phospholipid catabolic process. Bases 174 to 2606 code for a protein of 810 amino acids. The record is from RefSeq and is a predicted model, not a curated record. Gene Ontology annotation, molecular function: D-type glycerophospholipase activity; calcium ion binding. The transcript has 4 exons. Gene Ontology annotation, cellular component: plasma membrane. Lineage: Eukaryota; Viridiplantae; Streptophyta; Magnoliopsida; Rosales; Rosaceae.
GUUAUACGGAUCUGGCUACUUUUUACAUUAUGAGGGUGUAAGAGUGAGCGCCAUUUACUAUAUAUAAAGUCCACAGAGCCAAUACCGGAUCAGAUCCUCACAUACUCCUCUGUUCCUGCUCUGCUUCCACUCUCUCUGAUCUCCUUCUCUCUCUCACAUCCCAAACGUGAGAAAUGGGUGACGCGGCUGAGCAUUGGCUUCAUGGGACUCUUCAUGCUACGAUCUAUGAGGUUGAUAAGCUACACGGUAGUAGUGGGAAUUUCCUCCGGAAGAUUACUGGAAAACUUGAAGAGACUGUUGGUCUCGGCAAAGGAGUUAGCAAACUCUAUGCAACCGUUGAUCUGGAAAGAGCUAGGGUUGGUCGGACCAGAGUUAUAGAAAAAGAACCCUCUAAUCCCAAGUGGUUUGAGUCUUUCCACAUUUAUUGUGCCCAUGUUGCUGCAAAUGUUAUAUUCACAGUCAAGGAGUCUAAUCCUAUUGGAGCAUCAUUAAUUGGAAGAGCGUAUGUACCUGUUGAACAACUUAUUGAAGGGGAAGAAGUGGAUACAUGGGCUGAAAUUUUGGAUGACAAAAAAAAACCUGUUCAUGGGGAGCCCAAGAUACAUGUGAAACUACAAUUUUUUCAUGUUUCAAAGGACCGCAGUUGGGGUCAAGGUAUUAAGAGUCCUAAAUUUCCUGGAGUUCCAUUUACAUUUUUCUCUCAGAGACAAGGAUGUAGGGUUUCACUGUUCCAAGAUGCUCAUGUCCCGGAUAAAUUUAUUCCUAAAAUUCCUCUUGCUGGAGGGAAGUAUUAUGAGCCGCACAGAUGUUGGGAAGAUAUCUUUGAUGCAAUCACUAAUGCAAAACACCUGAUCUACAUUACUGGGUGGUCAGUUUAUACUGAAAUUUCAUUAAUAAGGGACUCAAGGAGGCCAAAAUCAGGUGGAGAUAUCACUAUUGGUGAGUUACUUAAAAAGAAAGCAAGUGAAGGUGUCCGUGUUCUUAUGCUUGUUUGGGAUGAUAGGACCUCGGUUGGUUUAUUAAAAAAAGAUGGACUGAUGGCCACCCAUGAUGAGGAAACUGCACAGUUUUUCCAGAACACUGACGUCAACUGUGUCUUAUGCCCUCGUAAUCCCGAUGGUGGUGGAAGCAUUGUUCAGGGGGCACAAAUCUCUACCAUGUUCACUCAUCAUCAGAAGAUUGUGGUUGUCGAUAGUGAAAUGCCAAAUGGAGGAUCACAGAGUAGAAGAAUUGUGAGUUUUGUUGGGGGUCUUGAUCUGUGUGAUGGAAGAUACGAUACCCCAUUCCAUUCACUUUUCAGGACAUUGGAUACUGCACAUCAUGAUGAUUUCCAUCAGCCAAAUUUUACUGGUGCAUCGAUUACCAAAGGUGGGCCAAGAGAACCUUGGCAUGAUAUUCACUCUCGGCUGGAAGGGCCUAUUGCUUGGGAUGUGUUGUUUAACUUUGAGCAGAGAUGGAGAAAGCAAGGUGGUAAAGAUGUACUUGUUCAGCUCAGAGAGCUUGAGAAUGUCAUUAUUCCACCAUCUCCUGUUAUGUUCCCAGAUGACCAUGAGACAUGGAAUGUACAGUUAUUCAGAUCAAUUGAUGGAGGAGCUGCUUUUGGCUUCCCGGAUACGCCUGAAGAUGCAGCCAGAGCUGGGCUUGUUAGUGGGAAGGAUAACAUCAUUGAUCGAAGCAUUCAGGAUGCUUAUAUCCAUGCUAUUCGCCGGGCAAAGAACUUCAUAUAUAUUGAAAAUCAAUAUUUUCUUGGUAGCUCUUUUGCCUGGGCAGCUGAUGGUAUAAAACCUGAAGACAUUGGUGCUUCGCAUGUAAUUCCUAGGGAGCUUUCGCUUAAGAUUGCUGACAAGAUAGAGAAUGGGGAGAGGUUUACUGUCUAUGUCGUUGUACCAAUGUGGCCAGAGGGAAUCCCAGAGUCCGCAUCAGUCCAGGCCAUAUUAGAUUGGCAGAGGAGGACAAUGGAAAUGAUGUACAAAGAUAUUAAGGAGGCACUUGAUAAACAUGGUGUUGAGGAGGAUCCAAGGAACUAUUUGACAUUUUUCUGCCUUGGAAAUCGGGAGGUGAAGAAGGACGGAGAAUAUGAACCCUCUGAGGCACCUGAGGCAGAUUCAGAUUAUAUUAGAGCUCAGGAAGCCCGGCGCUUCAUGAUUUAUGUUCACACCAAAAUGAUGAUAGUCGAUGAUGAAUACAUCAUCAUUGGAUCUGCCAACAUCAAUCAGAGAUCAAUGGAUGGUGCCAGGGACUCUGAAAUAGCCAUGGGAGCCUACCAACCACAUCAUCUAUCAGUCAGGGAGCCAGCACGUGGCCAGAUCCAUGGUUUCCGUAUGGCAUUGUGGUACGAGCACCUUGGCAUGCUGGAUGAGACCUUCCUCCAGCCAGAAAGCGUUGAAUGUAUCAAAAAGGUCAACCAGAUUGCUGACAAAUACUGGGACCUCUAUUCAAGUGAAACACUGGAACAUGAUUUGCCGGGUCACCUGCUUCGCUAUCCUGUUGGAGUUACCAGUGAAGGAGAAGUCACAGAGUUGCCAGGAUUCGAAUUCUUCCCUGACACCAAGGCUCGAGUGCUAGGUGCCAGAUCCGACUACCUUCCUCCCAUCCUUACUACUUGAAGAGUGUUCUUUUCUUUUCUUUCCCCCUUCUCAGUUUGGGUUUGUCAAAGUAAGAACAUGCUACAUUGCCUUUUCUUUUUAUUGUUUCGCAAUAGUAGAUUAAUAAAUCUAUGUGUGUUACAACCUGCAGAGACGUUAUCUAUAGCAGGAUGUUCAUAGCAGGUUUAGUAGUGAUGUAUGAUGUGAUAUUAGCUACUCACUUUUGUGCCAUGCUUGCUUUAGUGUAUUUCCUCUUAUUUGUUUUCUUCUUCUUC